AUGAGGCGGAGAUGUGCCACCGGGGAGGCCUGGCACGAGGUGAUGCUGGCCAGCAUGUACGGGAAAAAGUGCGACCCCAAAUCCGACUUCCUGCCCGGGGAGGAAUUCACCUGCGGGUCCAACUUCGCCAUCAUCUACUUCAUGAGCUUCUACAUGCUCUGCGCCUUUCUGAUCAUCAACCUGUUUGUGGCCGUCAUCAUGGAUAACUUUGACUACCUGACGCGUGAUUGGUCGAUUCUGGGCCCCCAACACUUGGACGAAUUCAAAAAGAUCUGGGCUGAAUACGAUCCUGAAGCCACGGGGCGCAUUAAGCACCUGGACGUGGUCACUCUCCUGAGGAGGAUUCCUCCUCCUCUGGGGUUUGGGAAGUUCUGUCCACACCGAAUCGCCUGCAAGAGGCUGGUGUCCAUGAACAUGCCUCUGAACAGCGAUGGAACCGUCACCUUUAACGCCACGCUGUUCGCCCUGGUCAGAACCGCCCUCAAGAUCAAGACCGAGGGUAACUUUGAGCAGGCCAAUGAGGAGCUGAGGGGAAUCAUAAAGAAGAUCUGGAAGAGGACCAGCAUGAAACUACUGGAUCAAAUCAUCAACCUGUUUGUGGCCGUCAUCAUGGAUAACUUUGACUACCUGACGCGUGAUUGGUCGAUUCUGGGCCCCCAACACUUGGACGAGUUCAAAAAGAUCUGGGCUGAAUAUGAUCCUGAAGCCACGGGGCGCAUUAAGCACCUGGACGUGGUCACUCUCCUGAGGAGGAUUCCUCCUCCUCUGGGGUUUGGGAAGUUCUGUCCACACCGAAUCGCUUGCAAGAGGCUGGUGUCCAUGAACAUGCCUCUGAACAGCGAUGGAACCGUCACCUUCAACGCCACGCUGUUCGCCCUGGUCAGAACCGCCCUCAAGAUCAAGACCGAGGGUAACUUUGAGCAGGCCAAUGAGGAGCUGAGGGGAAUCAUCAAGAAGAUCUGGAAGAGGACCAGCAUGAAACUACUGGAUCAAGUCAUUCCCCCAAUCGGAGAUGACGAGGUGACUGUGGGGAAGUUCUACGCCACCUUUUUAAUCCAGGAUUAUUUCCGGAAACUGAAGAAGAGGCAGGAAGAGUAUUACGGCUUUCGUCCUAACAAGAAAAACGCCACCAAUGAGAUACAGGCGGGGCUGAGGAACAUCGUGGAGGAGGCUCCUGCUGAGCUGCACAGAACCAUCUCUGGAGACCUGAUAGAGGAGGACAGCGAUGAGGGAGGAGAGGGGAUAUUAAGGGUCUCCAGAGAUGGUUCUGUGCAGCUCAGCAGGAGCCUCCUCCACGAUGUUCCUCAGCCCCGCCUGAAACGCAUAAAACACGGGAUAAAACACGGAAUAAAACUGUAUAAAACUGUAUAA
Molecule: messenger RNA, 1371 nt
Organism: Menidia menidia (Atlantic silverside)
Lineage: Eukaryota; Metazoa; Chordata; Actinopteri; Atheriniformes; Atherinopsidae
Source: the annotation of a GenBank genome assembly